AGAGGAGAUUUGUUUUGGUUGUGUUAUCGCUCGCAGUUUAAGCUCAAGCACCGUCACAUACUUUCGCCCAAUAGGCUGAUUGAACUUGAACGUAUUGUAUUGAACGUACAGUAUCUGAUCUGCCUGCUGGCUAUAGAUUGUGCUGUGCUGUGCCAGAAAGUUUUGGGUGUAUUGUGUGGGUGAAAUGGUUUCAAUGCCGCCUUGAAAGUGGUAAGAUUUCAGCUCAACUCAGUCGCAUCCAUCCAGGCAGCAGCGCAGGAUGAUUGAAUAUACCGAGCGAUAUUUUCGUGGGCUUGACCUGUGGUCACUGUCGGUAGAUCAGGCUUUCGUCAAUGCCAGCAUCGAAGGAUUAAAGAAUUACUAUUUGUAUUCACUGUCCGAGGAAUGUGAAAAGUGUCCCUAUACUAGGCUACAUGAAAUUAAAAGUGAAACGGACAGUGGUAACAUACUCAAACUAGACGUAUCAAGAAGGCUGAAUUUCAAAGUUUUUGAGCGCAAUCUCGGAAAAUAUGCAUUUGAUAAUGAAUCUUUUGUAUGUCAAUUAAGCGGAGAUUUGGGAGAAUUUGGUGUGUAUGAUUUGCGUGUCGAAGAUGGAAGCACAACAUCUUGUACGAUUGAAACUGCUAAAGAACCCGUCAACAUUUAUCUGUCUUUUGUCACGAUUGCACUGAUCGGCCUUUGCUUUCUGUUGUUAAUCGUAUGCGGCAGAAAACUAUUCCAACGGUUUCGCCAAACCGCCGUCGAUACCGAACUGGAUCCAGCCAGUCCGACGGAGAGCACCAAAACGCUCACGAAUCCAGCCAAACCGCGUCUUCGCAGUUUGGAUACCUUUCGCGGGAUCGCAAUCAUGCUGAUGAUCUUCGUCAACAGUGGCGGUGGCCAUUACUGGUGGAUCGAACAUGCCACCUGGAACGGGUUGCACGUAGCAGAUUUGGUUUUUCCCUGGUUUCUGUUCAUAAUGGGCGUGUGCAUUCCGAUCUCGCUACGCUCGCAACUCAAUCGGAACGUCCCUAAGACUGCAAUUCUCAAAAAUAUUACCAUUAGAUCGAUUAAAUUGUUCCUUAUUGGAUUGUGUCUUAACUCCAUGAACGGACCCACAUUCUCAGAACUGCGUAUCUUUGGAGUUCUGCAAAGAUUUGGCAUAGCGUACUUUGCUGUAUCAGCUAUUCAUCUAUAUUGUUAUCAGGAAAACGCGCAGUUUGAACAUCCCUUGGUGAAACGCAACAUCGACAUUGCUCGACUUUGGAAGCAUUAUCUUGUUAUCGGAUCACUUAUACUGGUCUAUCUGUUGAUAGUUUUCUUAGUACCAGCACCAGGUUGUCCGAGUGGUUACUUCGGACCAGGAGGAAAACACCUAAUGGUUGCCUAUCAGAACUGUACAGGUGGCAUUACUGGCUACAUAGAUAGAGCGAUUCUCGGUGAUAGUCACUUGUACCAACAUCCAACGGCUCGUUACAUGUACGACGCUCUAUCAUUCGAUCCAGAAGGACCGUUUGGAUGUUUGCCAACAAUUAUCCAAGUUUUCCUCGGACUGCAGUGCGGAGUUCUCAUCCUUACGCAUACGGAACCGUUGCCGCGAAUACGGAGAUUGAUUGUGUGGGCCACGGUACUAGGCUUACUCGGUGGGAUCCUGUGCGGAUUCAGCAAAAAUGACGGAUGGAUUCCGGUUAAUAAAAAUCUCUGGUCACUGUCGUACGUUUUAGCAACGGCGUCGUUGGCUUUCCUCUUGCUCUUAAUCUGCUACGUUCUCGUCGAUGUGAAAGGAUUCUGGAAUGGAGCUCCUUUCUUGGUUGCCGGAAUGAACGCCAUCAUUUUGUAUGUUGGACACACCAUUUUCCACAAGAUGCUGCCUUGGCACUGGAGGAUUGGUAGAAUGAAUACUCACUUUAUGCUAACACUGGAAUCCCUCUGGAAUGCUGCACUGUGGAACGUCAUUGCGUUCGUACUUUAUAGGAAAAAAAUAUUCUACAGUUUGUAACCAUUGUACCAGAGUCGAGAAUAUAUACAAACUUUAUCUUAAUUACAGUAUUUGUGGUGUUUCACAAGUCCUUAAAAACUCCGUUCAAAGUGUAUCAUGUAUAUAAUUUA
Messenger RNA from Sabethes cyaneus, 2088 nucleotides. RefSeq names its product heparan-alpha-glucosaminide N-acetyltransferase (gene Hgsnat). The coding region runs from base 260 to 1978 and encodes 572 amino acids. The record is from RefSeq and is a predicted model, not a curated record. Lineage: Eukaryota; Metazoa; Arthropoda; Insecta; Diptera; Culicidae. The transcript is spliced from 6 exons.